UGUAACUCUAUCUGUAAGAACGACAGAAACUUCAAAUGCAGUUUUUAUUUUGAUUGAUUAAUGCUAGAGUAACACGAUCCGAGCUGUGGUUUUCUUGGAAGAACGUUUGGUAUAUUUGCAGAACUAUGUCAAGUCAUUCUCUCAUAAAAUUGGCUUAUAAGUUCCUGACACCUGCUUCAGAAUCAGGCGACACACUUCCUCCAAUAAUAUUUCUACAUGGAGUAACAUUGUCCAAGGAGCACUGGUUUGAUAUUCCACAAGUUAUUUGCAAUGAGACGAGACGCAAGGCCUACGUAUUGGACGCCAGAAAUCAUGGUGAUAGCGAAUGGAGUGACGAAUUUAAUUUUGAAAUCAUAGUAGAUGACUUACUACAUUUUAUGGACCAAUUAAAUAUUCCAAAGGCUUUUCUAAUUGGUCACAGUAUGGGAGGUAUAACAGCUUACAAAACUGCUUUAAAGAAGCCUGAUAGAGUCGAGGGUAUCAUUGUGGAAGAUAUGCUGGUAAGGAAGUUGCCUAAGCAUCUUGUUGAAGGACCAGUUGCUUAUAUUAAAGCUGCAAGAAGAGCCAUUGACCUUGUUCCACCUGACUUUGAUGAAAAUGGAGCACACAAAUGUAUUUUUAGUCAAAUUUCCAGGGACAUUCCAUCUGGUUUUGUCAAUGAAGAGCAAAGCCCCUACUUAGAUUUAAAGCGCAGCUCCUAUGGUCGUUGGGCCUUUAAAGGAAACAUGGAGGUCUUACAAAAAGCACUGGAGAAUGAACAGACUCUGAUGGAAGACCCAUCAGGGGAGUUUCGUGGACCUGCGUGCUUUAUUUAUGGUGGAUUUUCGCCAUUUUUAGGGGGCAAGGAUGAAUACCACACUAGACAGUUUUUUCCUAGAGCUGAAUUUGUAACUAUUGAAGAAGCAUACCAUGAUAUUCACAAAGAGCAUCCUCUGAAAUUUACUGAAAUAGUUCUGAAUUUUUUGUUAAAAAUGUAAAUAAAUACAAAUUUUAAAAUAAAAAAUACAUUUACACUUUGUAAAAAAGCAUAUA
This is a messenger RNA of Uloborus diversus, 1032 nucleotides long. RefSeq names its product protein ABHD11-like. The record is from RefSeq and is a predicted model, not a curated record. The transcript is spliced from 6 exons. NCBI's taxonomy places the organism in Eukaryota, Metazoa, Arthropoda, Arachnida, Araneae, Uloboridae. Bases 126 to 977 code for a protein of 283 amino acids.